Limulus polyphemus (Atlantic horseshoe crab) is the source of this 2846-nucleotide messenger RNA. RefSeq names its product cilia- and flagella-associated protein 74-like. Lineage: Eukaryota; Metazoa; Arthropoda; Merostomata; Xiphosura; Limulidae. The transcript has 19 exons. Bases 21 to 2708 code for a protein of 895 amino acids. The record is from RefSeq and is a predicted model, not a curated record.
CUUUUAUUGGUGAAAGCAGUAUGGAUUUCCAAGUUAUUACACAGAAUCAUUUUGAAGCACUGUGUACCCUUCAUGCAAAAGGUAUUGGACUGGAAAUUCCAGUAAAAGCCCAGCCUUCUACAGUGGAUUUCAAAAUAUGUAUUCCAGACCACACUUACCAGACUAAUGUAACUGUGUUCAAUAGUGACAAGAUAGUUAGACGUGUUAAGUGGAAAGUACCGUCUCUGCUGCAGAAUUACUUACAAAUUCAACCAGACCACUCUUUUGUACAGGCUCAAGGACAAAAUGACUUCUUACUUCGAUUUACACCCAGGACCGAGUUACUGAAACAAGGAGAACAGUAUCGUAAUCAAAAUAUGAGGUUUCUUGAUGAAAAGUUGCAUGUUCUAUGCACACUACUAGAACAAACUGUUACAUUAGAUGUGACAAUCCUUGCUGUACUAACAUCAACUGAUCUAACCUUUGACCCAGAAGAAAUUGACUUUGGGCAAUGUACCACUCAGUACUGUCUUCGAAAGAAGUUAGAAGUGACCAACCAUUCCAUACUUGAGCAAUCUCUGGAAUUUAUUGGUGUUCCUAAGUUUGCUGAUGUGCAACCUGGUGAUGGCUUCAUGAGACUAUUACCUGGAGAAACUGUAGAACUGGAUGUAAUAUUCUCACCUUUGAAGCCUGGUGAAUACCAGUGGUCACUUUAUUCUAAGACUUUAUCUGGCAGACAGUUUCAUCUAAAAUGUACUGGCAAAGGAGUACAGCUACCACUGGUCAUUUCUUCACCUGUUGUCCAUUUUCCACCAACUCCAAUGAAUCACUACAGUAAUGUGACACUUCAUCUGAGACAACCAUCACUUUCUAAAAAACCUGCCAAUUUGACUGAAAAUCCUGUUUCGUUUGAGUUUGUAGUAUCUGAAGAUGCACCAAUAACAAUUUCCCCUCUUGUUGGUACUGUUGAAGAAGGGAAGAACUUUAAAAUUAUCGUAACCUUCCAUCCAAAACUAGAUGAAACUGAAGUAAAAUUACAAGCAGCAAAACUAGAAACAGAAAAACAAAAACGAAAAGCCAAGGAGGAUUUGCAACAAAAAAUACACCUACAACAACAACUCUUAUUGAAGGAGAAAGAAAUGCAGCAAAAAUUGCCAAAAAACAAAAAACUUGCUUCAAUCACAGACCAAACAGAGAUUGAAGAUUUCUCCCAGCUUCAUGAAUUAAAGCCUGUGAAACCUGAAGAAAUAGAAGUUGGGUCAUCAAUGUACAAUUUGGGUCUUGUGUCUCUGUUGGAAAAUGUGAAGCCAAUAGUGAAAAAGUAUACAGUUCCAUGCUUUAUUACCCAUGCACGUUUGUCGCUUCUGAAAAAACCAAUGUACAAUGUUGAGAAUACUUUGUACCUUGAGUUGCACUGUCCAGUAGUACAACCCCCUUUUGUGGUAAAGGAUGGAAACAAGUUGCAUAAUUAUGGAAAAGUACCCAUUGGAAAGAGAGUCAUAUGGGCCUUUCAGCUCAUUAAUCAAUCAACAGAGUCUCUAAAACUCCAUUCUACUUUGCUAGAUGAUUAUGGUCCUUUUCAGCUUGUGAAUGCACUUAGAACAAUUCCUCCUUCUUAUUCUCACUUUCUCAGAAUUGCCUUUACUCCAUUUUCUGAACAAAAGUACUACGACCAAAUCAGGGUGUCAGUGACAACUCCAGUCUUUACAGAGAUUGUUCUGAGAUUAGAAGGAACUGGGGUAGAACCACAGGUUCAAGUUUGUUGGAAUUCUGAUACUAUUCUGCAGUUUGGUUGGGUCAUGAUUGAGGAGACCGUCAGACAGACUGUUCAUAUUGAAAACAAAACUUGUGUUCCUGUUGAGAUAAAGUGUGAGGUUAACUCUGGAGAAAAAACUUUACAUUGCUCCUAUUACCCAAGGGAAUUACCUUUUAUUUUGUAUGCUUCUUCAGUCAGCAUUUCUGCUGAAAGCAAAGAGCAAAUAUUUCUUACCUUCAAUCCUAAUGUUGCUGGAUGCUACAGAGGACAACUAGAAGUUACACUUUUUAAAAAGCCACUGUGUACCAUUAGUCUGGAGGGAUAUUGUUGUGAAAACAUUGUAUAUUUGAUGGGUGGACUAAAACAACAAUUACAUGACAAGACUCCCCCGAAGCCCUCUUCUGAUAUAAGAGAAAGAUUUUGUUUUAAUUUGGCUUCAUCAAACAAUUCAGCUAUAACAGAAUUUAAGAUUGGCUGUGUAAAAAGUGAAAAAAUCAAGAUCAAAAAGGGAGUAGAAUUUAAAUUUGAAGAAUUAGCACUGGCAACUGAGGCAGGAUAUUCUAUUGAACCAGUCAAGGGAAUAGUUCCUCAAGGGGAUGAGAUUGCUGUAUCUGUCAAAUGGUCGCCUGUACCUUCUAAAAUUUCACAUUCCCCAAAGAUGAUGAAGGCAUACAAGCUCCCUUCAAGUAAACCCCAGCCUGUCAUUAAGUCACCACGAACAUCCAAAUAUCCCAAAGCAGCAAACCUACCCAAAUCCCCCCAAAAAAUUGAAUUCUGCUCAAUAAAAUCAGAAACAUUAAAAUCCCCAUCUGCUCCUCAUUCUACUGAACUAAUGAAGGCAUCUGAUAUCCCUGUGGAUGAAAAUCAAGUUUCAGUGUUCUCAGAAGUAGUUGUGUACCUGGUGGUUAAAGCUGACACAAUAUUCAAAUACGAAAUUUUCUUGACUGUGGAUAACAUUUUGCCAAUGCGUUAAAUUACUGUGUAUGUUUUACUUGAAAAACUAUGAAUUUUCCUUUUUAUUUUGUGUGUAUAUAUAUAUAUAUAUAUAUAUGUGUGUGUGUGUCUAUAAAAUUGAGUUUCAUUUUCCUCUGUAACACUUUGAAUAAUUUAU